UAUUUUCACGAGAAAAAAUCCAAACAAAUAGAAUAAUUUUCGCCGUCUUGAGUUUAUCAUAUUUACUUUGUAAAACUAUAAACUCUCCUCUCUCUCUAUAUUACGCCGCUUCUUCUUCUUCCUCCUCCUUCUCCCUAUUUCGUCUGCGGUGACGACCACUGGAUCAUGAAUCUUUCUUGGAACUGAAGGAAAUCGAAUAGAUAAUCAAAAAAAUGGCUUCUUCCUCUCUGGAGAUUGUUAAAUUCUGUGUGUCUCCUGUUUCGAUUUCCCGCCAUAAAUAUCCCGUUAAAUUGGAAUCUAGGAAAAGGGUUUUGAGAUUACCUGAUUCUAGGAGUUGGCAUCGUCUCGGUAGAUCUCUUAGGGUUCGUUCUUCUGCUCUUGACGGCGAUAAUCAGUCCAAAGGUGAAGAACCUCCAGAAUCUUUGUUUAUGAAAGAGUUGAAGAGACGAGGUAUGACUCCUACUUCUUUGCUUCAAGACUAUGAAGUGGAUCAAGAUGAGAUAAAAACCGGUAAAGAAACUGGAAACAAAACGACUGCAACUACUCCAGCAUUUGAUCCAAGCUUGCUAAAUCAGAGAGAGAGAUCAUUGGCUUUAAACAGCGAAGGGCUUGAGGGAUUGAUUCCGCGGGCUAGGAUCUUGCUGACAAUUGGGGGUACUUUCUUCUUGGGUUUUUGGCCGUUGAUAGUCUUAACUCUCGGUGCCUUCUCUGCCCUUUACCUCUACUUUGGAGCAGAUUUCGUUCAUGACGGAAGUAGAACUCCGGUCUCACCACCACCGUACAUUGACCCAUAUUCUCUGUUGGAAGAUGAGAGGAUAUCAGGGAUUGAUCCUCGUUUAAAUUAGCUGCUACAAAUUGGUCUUUGUGCUCUCUACACAACUAGUAGUAUAUAGUAUUGGGGCUCGAAGUAUAUAUUUUUAUUUACGUCUUUCCUCUUAAUAUCCUUACGUAUGUAAAAAAGAAUUGUUUCUCUCUUAAGGGUUCAAAAAGUUUCAAUCUUUUAACCA
Molecule: messenger RNA, 1007 nt
Organism: Capsella rubella
Lineage: Eukaryota; Viridiplantae; Streptophyta; Magnoliopsida; Brassicales; Brassicaceae
Exons: 4
Coding region: 213-845 (210 amino acids)
Source: RefSeq, a predicted model, not a curated record